GCAGUGGUGCUAUCUCGGCUCACUGCAACCUCCGCACCCUGGGUUCAAGCAAUUAUCCUGCCUCAGCCUCCUAAGUAGCUGGUACCACAGUCAUGCACCACCACGCCAGGCUAAUUGUCUGUAUUUUUAGUAGAGACGGAGUUUCACCAUGUUGCUCAGGCUGGUCUCGAACUCCUGACCUCAAGUAAUCCCAUAACCUCAGCCUCUCAAAGUGCUGGAAUUACAAGCAUGAGCCAUGGUGCCCAGCCCAUAUAUUACUUUAAUAAAAAUUAAAGAAAAUCAGCUGCCAUUAAAAAAAAAAAAAUUCGGAGUCUGAGACAGAGACAGUCAUGGCAGGACAAGCGUUUAGAAAGUUUCGUCCACUCAGGCUGGGUACAGUGUUUGAAAGGAGUGCUGCUAAAACUGUAACCAAAGGAAGCAUUAUGCUUCCAGAAAAAUCUCAAGGAAAAGUAUUUCAAGCAAUAGUAGUCGCUGUUGGAUCAGGUUCUAAAGGAAAGGGUGGACAGAUUCAACCAGUUAGCAUGAAAGUUGGAGAUAAAGUUCUUCUCCCACAAUAUGGAGGCACCAAAGUAGUUCUAGAUGACAAGGAUUAUUUCCUAUUUAGAGACGGUGACAUUCUUGGAAAGCACGUAGAGUGAAAUAAGUCACUACUGAAAUGGCAUCACUCAUAGGUGGGAAUUGAACAACGAGAACACUUGGACACAGGAAGGGGAACAUCACACACCGGGGCCUGUUGUGGG
Symphalangus syndactylus (siamang) is the source of this 740-nucleotide messenger RNA. RefSeq names its product 10 kDa heat shock protein, mitochondrial-like. Gene Ontology annotation, cellular component: mitochondrial matrix; mitochondrion. Gene Ontology annotation, molecular function: protein-folding chaperone binding; metal ion binding; protein folding chaperone. The record is from RefSeq and is a predicted model, not a curated record. NCBI's taxonomy places the organism in Eukaryota, Metazoa, Chordata, Mammalia, Primates, Hylobatidae.